Exophiala mesophila is the source of this 1672-nucleotide messenger RNA. RefSeq lists its product as uncharacterized. The transcript has a single exon. Lineage: Eukaryota; Fungi; Ascomycota; Eurotiomycetes; Chaetothyriales; Herpotrichiellaceae. Gene Ontology annotation, cellular component: mitochondrion. Gene Ontology annotation, molecular function: (3R)-hydroxyacyl-[acyl-carrier-protein] dehydratase activity. The record is from RefSeq and is a predicted model, not a curated record. Bases 128 to 1351 code for a protein of 407 amino acids.
GCAUUUGUGGCAUUGUGGCAGUGACAGGAGUGCCAUACAAAUUAAUCUAGUCCCCUUUGAAAGGUGUGAGACUAGGGCUGGCGACCAUUUACUGUUUUUUCAGGCUCAAUCUACUCAUCGGCACACGAUGAGUUUACAUCUAAGCCGCCUUUCCCGUGGAAAGCUGACAUCACAUGGUGGUUCAUGUCCUACUGUUGGUCAAUCAUUCUUCCGAGGAUCACCAAACAAGAGACAUGACUUAGCAAAGUCAAGGCGGCAUCAGUUCUCCACAACGACCAGAUGUCAGCAAUCAAAGUCCGCGGAUCCACAGGCGAUCGCAUCUGCGUUCCUGGAAAAGUUCUCUAACGGGCAAAGCUUUGUGCGGCGGCAGUUGUUGGACGCGAACCAGCUACGGCUGUUCUCGUUGACUUUGAACAGAGCGUACCUCUGGCCGUCGUCAGAAGUGUUGCGAGCAAAGACUCUGGAGGAGGUCGAGCCGAAACAAGGAACGCCCGUCCCGGCCGGAUAUCAUCUCGCCUACUUUACGCCGGCGCAGCUGCCGGGAGUUCUUGGUCUGGACGGCACAGACGCUUCUUUCAAUCCGGAAGCGCCAUUUACCAGACGGAUGUGGGCUGGUGGUGAGUGUGAAUGGCCUGGGGCAGGUCCUGUGGCGGGUGGUGGGGCUGGGAGCAAUACGAGGGCGUACUUGAGGGUGGGGGACGUGGCCACUGAAGUUACCAAGGUGUUGAGCUGCGAGGUCAAGAGAAUCAAGAAGACGGGUGAAGACAUGCUGGUGGUGGGGGUGGAGAAGGAGUUCCGCAACGGCAAAGACGAGCUCUGUGUGUUGGACAAGAGGAACUGGGUGUUUCGACCGGCGUUUGAUCCUGCCAAACCGGCACCUCAGGUGGCCAAGCCCGAGGAGUUAUCGAUGGCUGAGCUCGAGCAACAGGCCCAGGGGAAGAUUGUCAGGCAUUACAACCGCGACGAAACGACAUUGUUCCGAUUCUCCGCCCUGACCUUUAACGGCCACCGUAUCCAUUACGACAAACCCUGGGCAAAGCAAGUGGAGGGACAUCGGAACAUUGUGGUACAUGGACCGUUAAACCUUAUCGCCAUGUUGGAUCUCUGGCGUGACGAGACACUCCACCAGGGAGUGGGCAGUGGCAGAGGGGGCGGCGGUGCUGAGGGAGAGGCGGAAGGUUCGCUUGUGUAUCCGAAGAAGGUCGAGUAUCGGGCAACUUCGCCUGUCUAUGCAGGGGAGGGCUACAGGGUGAUGAUGAAUGAUGAUGCAGUGGGAAGCCAAGUUGCAGAGGUUCAAGUCAUUAGCGAUGACGGGACGGUGUGCAUGAAGGGGAAGAUUAGUGAUUGGUAAGAGGAUGAAUUCGGGGUAAUUGGAAGCUCAAGCUCGACGAACGAACGGGGUCUGAGUUGGGGCACUCAAAAUGUAGGAGGUAAUACUGCCAGAGCACCGCCGGUGGUGGACCAAAAUGGGAGCGGAAGAGGUGGGUUUCAGGAUACGAGGGGCGGGAUUGAUUAAGCAUGUGUCAUACAGGACAAUGUAUACAUAGAUAGUGACGGGGUAUGCACAGUCGCCUGUUCCCAGUGGUGAGGUUCGAUCGGGGAUGUAAUCACGAGUCCCCUGGGUAGGUUCUGGCACACUGCUAGUUACCUCGAACAAUGUUGAUUGGGGGGC